Molecule: messenger RNA, 666 nt
Organism: Copidosoma floridanum
Lineage: Eukaryota; Metazoa; Arthropoda; Insecta; Hymenoptera; Encyrtidae
Source: RefSeq, a predicted model, not a curated record
UUGAGAAAAGAUAAAAAAGUUUUCCUUGAGCUUGACACCUCGUGGUUAUUUGGGCGGAAGCGAGGUCUGUCCGAUCGCAUCAGCGGUGACUCCAUACUCCGACGUCAGAUCGUUGAUAUCGCAUUAUUUUUAUUUCGCGGUGCGCAUUGUGAAUUUCCCGAGCAAUUAUUUCAGCUAGCCGAGAAAAUUGCGCCCUCGCGCUCCUUAUAUGUAUAAAUACAAGUGGAGCAAAGCGCAUACGCGUACAGCGUUGCCUUUAGCAUCAACCGACAUGAACUCCUGGCUGUUUCUGCUCGUCGUUGGGACGGUGGUCUCUCGCGCCCUGUCCCAACCACCUUUCGAACCACCGCCCGAUGGAGGAUUCCGCGGCCACCACCACCACCACCACCACCACUGCUCUCCACCGGGGACCGACGACGGUACCUCCUCGUCAGCUUCUCCCGAGCAAACCACCUCCCCCGAUGCGGCAGCUGCCUUUGUCUCUAACCGCAGGAGCAUAGUCAGUCCGUCGAGUUUUGGAGUCGGUCUGCGGUCCCAACGACGCUCACCAGACUCGCCGCCCAAGCCCACCACCACCAACCAUCGAAGCGAAUAGGACCACAUUAAAAAACAUAUAUGUACCUACAUUGCGUUGUCGAAUGAAUAAAGAUUUCACCAUCUCCUGCA